UUAAUAAUUGGGGGGUCUCCAGCUCUGCCUGUGUCACAUGGAAGCGCGGUAGCCGAGCUGAGGGGAUGCGAGCCGAGAUGGAGGGGGCUUAAGGGACCGAGGAGCUGAAACCUGGCAGUCGGAGAUAAUUUUGGAGUCGCAUCAUCAUCAUCAUCAGCAGCAGCAGCAGCAUCAGAUAAGGAUAAGGAUAAAGGGGGGGACGCGGACGCGCAGGUUGAGCUCUUCCCAGCCUCCCCUCUUGGCUGGGGGUGCGCGGACAGGAUGCCACAUGAAGUGCGCUGCAUCCCCGCUCUGUGAAGCCCGUGAAGAAGGUCUGGCGGUGAUUAUGCUCGCAGGGAGCUUGAGUCAGUCCGAGGGGAAGCAGAAACUGAAGGAAGCGACCGGAGCCGAUGCUGCGCCUCUCCAAACCUCUGAGCUGAAUCCCAGUGAGACCGUGGCACUUCGCUGCGUGCAUGAGUGUAAGGGUGUAAGUGUGUGUGUGUGUGUGUGUGAGAGCAAGUGAGCGCCAGUGCUCCCACAUGGCCUCCAUGCAGGACGGGCUGAACUUCACGGCUCCUCCCUACGGCAAGGUCCUGCUGCUGGGCGCUAUCGCUGCUGCCUCAGCCUUUGUUGUUACCAUCCUGAUUGUGGUGCUCUGCGUGGGCUGCCAGAGGAAGGGGAAGACGCACAAUGUGCCCGGUGAAGGUGGAAAACACCGCCUCAUGGACAUGGGUAUACUCAAGCAGUCAAAGCUGCGGUCCAUCAGUAAAUCUGACACGGAGAUGAACAAGAUGAACUGCAAUGGCAAAAUUGAUUUUUGGGACAUGAACACAAAGCAUCGGGGUAUGCACUGCAGGCAGCUUCCCCAGAUCCCCUCUGGGACUGGAGAGGACAGCGAGCACACUUAUUCAGAAGUGGGCCAACGUUCCUCCACUGCACGUACUGACGAUGCCCUCUACGCCAUGGUAGGCAGGGCCGGGCAGACGGACACUCCGGCCCCUCCGGCCGUUCCCGCCAACACCCCGGCGCCCCCGGACCCGGACGGCGAGGUGGACGGAGCGCUGCCCGAACCCGAGGCCCCGGUCAUGUCUCCCCCACACCCUCCGGAGACGGCGGAGUACGCCUGCGUCAGGAAGCUGAGGAAGGCUGAAAAGGCGCCUCAGAAGAGGGACAGUGGGACGGAUAUGGCAGAGCCGCCCGCCCCACCUCCACGCCAUGGGCCACCGUCGCAUCCCGCCCCCCCACCGCCUCAUCCCCACAGCACAAAGUUGCCUCGUAGAAACAUUGAGGCCUUCAAUGUCCCAUCAUUCCCAAAGGAAGUGAUGUUUAUGGGCAAUGGAGAGCAGUACAUCUGGAAGCCUCCGGAGGAUGAUGACAUGCUGAUGCUCCAGAAUAAAGCGCUGGGCCCACUGGGAGCCCAUUUAGUGGAGAAUAUACAGCCGUCUGCCGCAGUGGUGGCUGAGAUGUACUCCAAAGUGUGCAAACCUGGAAAGAAGAAGAGAGCGAUGCCGGGUUCUCCCCCGGCGAACCUCGGCUUCCGGACCCUGGGUCGAGGCGACCGGGACCGAGACGGUGGAUUCAGCGUUGUGGUCAAACCGCAGACAUGGGCCCCUCAAGAGGGCAAAGCGGUCGGAGGCUCCCUGGACGACCACUGCUACGAGUCCAUCGGCACGGAGGAGUGCGACCCGGCGUACGACAACAUGGAAGGCGGGGGCGCCUGGAAGCGCGAGCGGCCUCCGAACACAUGUGCCACGCUGCGGCCGAGGAGGAAGAAAGCCCAGCAGCCCCUGCAGCAGCAGCACCCUCCGCCGCCGCCGCCCACGCAGCAGACGCCCAAGUUGCAACACCUUCCUGCCAAAGCCCUGCUGCUGCCGGGGGAGAACCUGUACGAGAGCAUUGGCGACCUGAAGCAGGGCUCCGCCACCUCCAGCACCACCACCAUCUUCACCUUCAACGACGGCAUGGAGAUGUACGUCACAGGGCUCUGAGGCAGCGGCUGCACUGUGACCCCCUCUGAGCUGACACUGCUGGGUCCCAUCAUGCCCACCACACAUACUGUUUACAUUAAAGUCACGACAUCAGGCCUUUCACAGGCGCCACGCUGCAAAAACACCACAUAUUACCAAGUACUUUGCUGCAGUUUCUAGUGCAAAUGUCUUAGUACACUUGAAAUUAGGCAAAACAAACUUACAAGUAACUUUUCAGCAAGAUAUAAGAGCUUGUUUUAAGUCAAUAACUGCUUUAGGGUGACCUGCUAUGCGUCCUUGAGGAGAGAUUUCUGGGCUUUUCAAAUUCAGAAACACUUUAUUCAUUCCAAAUUAUUUGUUGUUAUAAUUAAUCAAUUCAAAUUUUGCAAAGAAUUGCUGUAGAUGGUGAUGACUGUUGGCAGGGAAGGUCUCUUGUAGCAGUCUGUGUUACAGCAAAUCUGAAGAAGCCUCUGACUGAAGACACUCUGUGUCAUGAAGAGGAUGGCCAGAGUUGUCCAUAAUUUAUUUAUUUGUACAAAACAUGUUCAUUAUAUUUUUUGCACAAAAUCAGAAUCAUAAUUAUUGUCAUUGUGCAAUAAAAAAAUAGCAACUCUGCAAUGAAUACAUACAUAAAACAAACAGAAACAACCGAGAUAUUAAGAAAAUAGGUUUGGAUGAAUUUACGAUGUUUAGACCAACAACAGCUCUUGGGUAGAAACCGUUUUUUUUUUAAGUCUGUUGAAAUCAUUUUUAGAUAAUUUUAAUCUGGUCUGUUCUACUUGUUUUGAGCCGUUCUAGCGUCUCCGUCACUUUAAAUCCAAUAAAGUCCUGCUGACCACGCCGCCCAUCGGCUGAGUGGAAACGGCUGAAAACAGAUGCGUGAUUAUACAGCCAUGUUUAAACAUUAUUCUAACAUCUUUUCUGAAUGUUAACUCAACAACUUGUGUUUCCCAGCAGCACACAGCGGUAAAACCAGCUGACCAAAUGUGAUUGGUCUAUAGGAAUUCAGCUUCGGUUGCUAGGUAACGACGCAGCGGCUGCUGAUUUGUGACGUUACAUCCAGGAGUUUUUGAAUUUUCACACACUAAAUAAUACAAAGUUAGUGCCAAAAAAGUCUGGGUGGUUUUCUGAAGCGAUUGGGGUGUUUAUAGAAGCAGCAGAGACCAAAAUGGAAUUAUAAAAAUGUGCAAAAUGUGACUUUUGAACAAAAGGAUCCCUUCAAUAUUGAUACAAAAGUACUAGUUGAUUUUUUUUUUUUUUUUUUACAAAUAAGACAUUUUUCCCAUGUUGUAAGAGAAAAAUUCACCCAUGAAACUGGUAUUUUUAAAUCAA
Messenger RNA from Poecilia latipinna (sailfin molly), 3278 nucleotides. Its product is annotated as verprolin. Bases 519 to 1967 code for a protein of 482 amino acids. Gene Ontology annotation, cellular component: plasma membrane; membrane raft. NCBI's taxonomy places the organism in Eukaryota, Metazoa, Chordata, Actinopteri, Cyprinodontiformes, Poeciliidae. Gene Ontology annotation, biological process: intracellular signal transduction; negative regulation of T cell activation; B cell receptor signaling pathway. The transcript is spliced from 8 exons. The record is from RefSeq and is a predicted model, not a curated record.